CUUCCGCUUCCUGUGAGCGGCCCCGCUUGCUCAUGCACACACGUGAAGGUCAGGAACCGCGAUCGCUGAGCGCCUGGGCAAGUUAUCCGUCUUGCGUCUGGGACAUGAGCGGGUCAUUACAGUUUAUUUUAAUUCGCAACAGAAGCUAAAAGUGAGGAAUCCGUCGAGUGUGAAAUGGAAGGACAAGGAGUGACGGCGGACCCUCAGCUCCAGCAGUUCAUUGAAGUGGAGUCUCAGAAACAGAGGUUUCAGCAGCUGGUUCACCAGAUGACAGAAGUGUGCUGGGACAAGUGCAUGGAUAAGCCGGGGCCGAAGCUGGACUCCAGAACAGAGACUUGCUUUGUGAACUGUGUAGAGCGCUUCAUCGACACCAGCCAGUUUAUCCUGAACAGACUGGAGCAGACCCAGAGGGGCAAGGUGUCCCUCUCGGAGAGCAUGUCUGACUGAGCCUCGCGGGGGCACGGAGCCGGGCCUGAGCACAGCGCCACAGACAUGGGGGUGCACCCGCGAGGGACUGAUGGGGCAGGCCAGGGGCGCGAAGACAAGUACAAAUGCCCCUGGACUGCCGGCACCCCCUGCCAUGUUGUUUUACCCCAAGGGCUGAUUCUGACACCUCCCUCAUCUCCCUGGGUUCUAGGAGUCAUUAGUGAAAGAUUUCAGUUUCGUAAGACUACGGAGUUGCCUUUAAUUUGAAAUCCCCAAAAUGUUUACUACAUGCAGAGUAAACCUGUUCAAUGUAUGUAAGUGAAAGGUAAAACCACCUCUGGUUAUGGAAAGGUUGUAUUGUGUGCAUGGAUGAAAACGAUGAUGAAAAGUAUGUUAACUGUUGGUGGCUCAGUCCAUUCAAAGCUUUAAAGUGUUUAAAUUGAAUUUUAGUGUGAACAUUCGACAGCGGGAAGCUCUCAAAAUACACCUACAGUGUGACAUUGUUUGCCCUGUUUCCAUUUCAAAUAUAGAAAACUGAAAUCGUA
This is a messenger RNA of Lepisosteus oculatus (spotted gar), 971 nucleotides long. RefSeq names its product translocase of inner mitochondrial membrane 8 homolog A (yeast) (gene timm8a). The record is from RefSeq and is a predicted model, not a curated record. NCBI's taxonomy places the organism in Eukaryota, Metazoa, Chordata, Actinopteri, Semionotiformes, Lepisosteidae.